CACUUCAGACAAAACCAUAUUUGACUUUUUCAGUGUAGUAAUCAUUGGACUUUAUUCAGUGAUAUAUGACAUUUUCAAUCAUCUUCUGUCCUCGUUCUGUUAUAUGAGGUGUGAGCACUGAUCCUGACAACUGUGAAUUACAGAGCCGUUGCAUGACUUCAUCUGUCACACACACACACACACACACACACACACAGACACACUGGCCAGACCUCUGUGUGUGUGUGUGAGUUUGUAUGUUUCGUGGAGUUUCCUGGACCCAGCUCCUGCCUCCCCUCCGUCUCUGUGGGUUCGAUUCCCUCAGGAGGACCAGGUGAGGGCGCCGGUUCAUUUAUCUUCCGAGAGCCUUCAUGUAAAUGAGCCGCUGCUCUACGUCAUCACUUUGGCCGCGUGUUGCCCAAUCAGUGCCGGAGGUUUUUGACCGAGGCGUCAGUGAACAGAGGAGAAAAGAAGUUUGACUGACGCUCCUGUGACGUCAUCAGCCACAGAAGUUCGGUUUAUAAUGAACAUUUACCGAGACUGACUCUUCUUUUUUCCCAUGCUCCUUUGGGGCUCCGUACGGUUUGACCACAGACAGUCUUUUGGAUGUAACCGAACUCCAGUUCAACUUGUCAUAGCUGUAAAGCUCCAGCAGGGGUCGCCAAUACUGCAGGCAGCCCAGCAGCAACAUGUGGUGUGAGACCAGGGGUGAGGACCAGGGGUGAGGACCAGGGGUGAGGACCAGGGUCCGCCUGAACCUGGGAUCUGAAGGACACGACUAGAAGAAGAAAGAGAGUAAAGAAGACCACCGUAGACCACCGUCGACCACCGUAGACCACCGUAGACCACCGUCGACCACCGUAGAGCCCUGAAAAGAGAGUCCACAGUCAUGGGUUCUCUUCUCCACUGAACCACCGUGCUGUCGUUGACCUCAUGUCCAUCACAGUGACCUCCGGUCUUGGCUGCGGCCGCAGACUGCUGUGGUCAGUCUUCUGGACUCUGGUCGUGGCUGAAGGUUCUACACUGGACCUGCAGAACAACAGAACCCGGUCGGUGGAAGAGAACUGGACCAGCAGUACCACGGAACUGCAGCCCAACCUGCGGACUGAGGCCCCGACCCAGGGCACCUCCAUGACCGCCACAGGUCCGUCCUGUGACCCGGUCCAGCCCCCGCGUCGGGGCUCCUUCUUCGUGGACCGUGGGACGGGUGCGUCCGUGGGCAGCGUGCUGACCUUCUGGUGCAGGGAGGGGUACCAGCUGGUGGGCUCGGACCAGGUGCACUGCUCCAUCAGAACAGGGAGACCAGAGUGGAGCCCCCCCCCACCCGUCUGUGAAGCCUCAGCCCGACCGUGGGACCGCGGUCUGAGGGCGGCCGUCCUGGUGUCGGUGGUCAGUGGGGGGGUCAUCCUCGCCAUGACGCUGUCCUUCAUCAUCUGCUGUCUCCAAGAACGCUGCAGGAAGGAGGGGCGGGGCAGACGUAGAGAACCCUACUCCACCUGUGGAACCCAGUGCUGGCUGGACAGAGGGGAGGGGGGGGAGUCGGACCUCCAACCUCCAAAGAUCUUCCACCUGUCUCAGAGGAUGAACCCCCAUCUGGCUCCUGACAGCGCCCUCUACCUGACUGGGGGUCAGAGUGCAUAUGAGAACAGAGGCUACCAGAGGUAAAUGUGAUCGCAGCGCCACACGGUGGCAGUGUGGUUCCUGUGCAGCAGGGGUCAGAGAGAUCAGAGAGGUCAGAGAGGUCAGAGAGGUCAGAGAGGUCAGAGGUCACUGCCAGACUGUUUUACAGCAGUUGU
Molecule: messenger RNA, 1775 nt
Organism: Cynoglossus semilaevis (tongue sole)
Lineage: Eukaryota; Metazoa; Chordata; Actinopteri; Pleuronectiformes; Cynoglossidae
Product: sushi domain-containing protein 3
Exons: 5
Coding region: 913-1644 (243 amino acids)
Source: RefSeq, a predicted model, not a curated record